GUAAUUCAAUAUUUGAAAUAAGUUAAAUGGGAUCCUGUUGAAGAAGUUGAAGAACUUUGAUGUAAACAAACAAGGUUCAGUGCUCAGGAGUUAUCCUGAGCCUCCUGUGGCUCUCUCUAUGACUCACAAUGCCAUAAGUACUGCACAACUGCAUUUUCCCCAGUAGCUUUUCCCAGCAACAAGAUGUUUAAGUCUUAUGAUCACCUUAAUUUUGGUGAAAUUGAAUUGCCUGUGACUUUACCAAAGACAACUUGGUGAAGAAGAAGAUUGACAACUGAAUACGCAUCCUGAUUGAAAAUGGAAUGGUGGUGGGCCACAGAACCCUUGUGGUGCUUGUUGGGGAUAAGAGCAGAGAUCAGGUUGUGUAUUUGCAUCACAUGUUGUCCAAGUCCGGUCUGAAGCAAGCCAAUGUGCUAUGGUGCUACAAGAAGGAGUUGACCUUCUCCUCCCAUCGAAGAAAGAGAAUGAAGCAGCUCAAGGCUAAAAUCAGAUCUGAACAAGCUGAGAUAAAUGAGGAUGAUCCCUUUGAGAUGUUUGUGUCCAUGACUGACAUCAGGUAUUGUUUCUAUAAUCACAAAAUUCUGGGCAACACCUACAAAAUGUGUGUAUUGCAGGUGAGUGACAUGAGGUGCCUCCAGGCCAGCACUGGAGUAUUUAAUUGUCGCAAGUGGACAGCACCUUUAUGGGACAAAACUUUAUGUAUAGAUUUUUAGUAGAUAAAUUGUAAACAAAUAAAUCCACACCAGAUUGAGACAAAUCUUGGAAGUUGAAUUAAGCUAAAGAACAUGUACUUACAUUUGUAUAAGACUUAAGAUCAAAACAAAUGUUACAUGAUUAAUAACACUGUAAUUGCUACAGGACUUUCAGGCUCUGAUACCCAAUAUAUUGUGCCGCACCAUGGAGACUGUGGAGGGCGGAGGACUGAUAGUGCUGCUGCUGCAGAGCCUCACCUCCCUGCGCCAGCUGUACACCCUCAGUAUGGACGUGCAUGCCCGCUAUCGCACUGAGGCACAUCAGCAUGUCGUGCCCAGGUUCAAUGAGAGGUUCAUCCUGUCAUUGGCCUCAUGUCCUGUCUGUGUGGUGAUGGAUGACCACCUGCGAGUCUUGCCCAUCUCUUCUCACCUGCGGGACCUCCAGGUGGUGGCCCCACCCUCCACCACCACCCCUCUGUCCCUGCAGGACCAGGAACUUAAGGACCUGAAAGAAUCACUGAAGGACAAUCCCCCCAUUGGACUUUUGAUUGACUUGUGUAAAACAUUAGAUCAGGUGAGUUGUUAUGUUCAAGGUGCAAACAGAUUGAUCACAAUGGUAUGGUUUUAACACACGCUACACCCUUUCUAUUGAUCCCUUCAAUGCAGUGGUAAAUGUGAUGCAUCACCAUUGGUCUUCAGAGCUGUGUAUUGAUUCAAGAUGCAUUAUUGUUUAUCAGGAAGUUUUUGAGUAAAAAUUUGUCUUGCUCUGCAGCACAGGUCAUUGAGGCUUAUGUUCACAUACUUCUUCCACUCAGAUCUGUAGAUCAACCCUGCACUGGACAGCCAGUCAUGAAGCAAAAAAAAAAAUCAUUCUACAUUUGUAGUAGCUCUUACCUUGUGUGGUGACUAAUCUGCUGUAGAGUACCACUGCCACUCACUCAUUUUUCUGACUCAGAAUAGAGGUCUUCCACUCCCAGGCUGGUAACUGCUAUUUCAUAAUGUACAGAUUAUUCUGUAAUUGCCAUCUAUCUGGCAUACUCCUUGUGAUAUGACAGUAAAUGGUAGUUGUAUUUCUCACUAAACUUUUCAAACUAAGGCCUGAUUUGCUCUUUCUGGUGAAAUGUGACAUUUAACAGCAUACAUUAAAAUCUUAAACUGAACUCUAUGGGGCAAGGUGGCUGACGGUUUAUUCAAAAGUUUGGUUUAUCAACAAUACACAUUUUUGGCCGGUUUCUUUGUACAUAAACAUGUACGUUUAUUGUUAUUUCGAGCUUAUUUGUUAGCUCCUUAUGAACCCAAGAUAGAUAUUUACAGCAUAUUUUGUUAUUACACACUAGAUAUUUACAACAUAUUUUGUUAUUACACACUGUAUACAGUGCACUAACUGGUCACUUAACAUUAUGCAACUACACACUUAGUUCUCACUUAAGAGCUCAUUUAGCUGUACACAUCACAAUGGUCACAUAAAAGCUAACAAUAUUAUGCACUGUACUACUGGUGUACCUUUGCUUGUUGCUCAAAGUUUGAGUCAGAGAUGUUGGCUGUUGGCUCUGAUGUGAUUUAGGAUGGAGUGGAGCUGGGCAUUUGGCUUAUUUGGGUUUGGUUUAGGGAGAUUUAGGGAGUACAUGGAUGCAUCUUCUGGUCUCUUUGUUAGACAGGAACCAUCUUUUAAGCCCUGUUCACACAUUGGCGAAUUUGGACGGUGAAUGUGUUGCAACUCCAUUGCAACUCUUUCAAAGCGGAAUCACUAGACCAGGCUAAGUUGCAGCACAUUGGCAUGCUGACGGUGAAUGUUUUGGACUGCUCAGAACAUUUGCAGCUGAGUCAUCACGGCUAGGAAUCGCAGCACAUUCGCAGUGGUGUCGCAACACUGUUGCAACGGAUUUGCAGUGGUGUCACAGCAAGUUCGCAGCAUUGUCGCAGUGGAUUUGUCAUAUUAGUAAUCACUUCUAUAAGCCCUUCACACCUUUGUGCUAGGGUCAGGUGAUAUUGGAUUGAUACUUCCGUGAAAAGAUGAUUUUCCUAGACAGACUAGCUGUGACCAGAUUCUCUCUCUCUCUCUCUCUCUCUCUCUCUCUCUCUCUCUCUCUCUCUCUCUCUCUCUCUCUCUCUCUCUCUCU
Molecule: messenger RNA, 2812 nt
Organism: Scylla paramamosain (green mud crab)
Lineage: Eukaryota; Metazoa; Arthropoda; Malacostraca; Decapoda; Portunidae
Product: RNA cytidine acetyltransferase-like
Exons: 4
Coding region: 898-1320 (140 amino acids)
Biological process (GO): rRNA acetylation involved in maturation of SSU-rRNA
Cellular component (GO): 90S preribosome; nucleolus
Molecular function (GO): 18S rRNA cytidine N-acetyltransferase activity; tRNA binding
Source: RefSeq, a predicted model, not a curated record